GCUUUACCUCUGUCCGGGCUGACCUUAGCACCCGUCCGUCAGCACAGACGACACGCUAUAUUUGUCCUUUAUUCUUUGCUCAUAUUUGCUGGUCCGCGCGGCUACUCGCACGGGGUGCCAGCCCCCGACAAGCCUCCUCGGAAGGUGCACGGGGGCGGAGGCGGAGCCUCGCCGCGCUGGCCGAAGGGAGGAAGCUCGGACUGAAGACGAGCGCGACGACAAGCCAGCCGGCCAGCCAGCUUCUGCCCCUAUAGUUUUCCCCGUUUUGGCCUAACGGAGCACUCUCUUGGCAACCGGAAGCGCAUAUUUGAUCUACACUAGUAUUUCUGCAUAUUUCUGCCCAUAAAAUCUGCUGUCGAAAUGCGGGCAGCAUGCCUGUGUUUCGUUUUGAUCUCAUUACCAAAUGCAGUAUUUGCUAUUAGUUGUUUGGUUAUGAGGCCAGGCUAUGGAUUCACAUCAGAAGCCUGUCCGUCGGCUGCUGUCGGAUGUCGAAUCAAAGCUCGAUCCGAUCAUGUGGAGUGGUAUGAAUGGUCAAAAUUAUACGACAGGAAUCAGUUGGUUUGUGUCUAUCCAGGCGAAUACGACGGAUUAGCAGGAUGCGUACGAAAACAUUCGGGAAAUGUUCGUUGUUGGUGUGGAGGAACGGACGAUUGUAAUACUCCAGAAAUGAGUCGACAGCUUGUCGACGCAUUCUUGGGGUCAGACAGAACGAAAAUGGAAAUUAUUAUGAGAAAUUUGGAAAUGGGCGUCAAUCAGGGUGAAGAGGUGAAAGGUGAAGGAGAACUUUUAUUUGACUGA
Messenger RNA from Cylicocyclus nassatus, 798 nucleotides. Lineage: Eukaryota; Metazoa; Nematoda; Chromadorea; Rhabditida; Strongylidae. The record is from the annotation of a GenBank genome assembly.